GAGCUACGCACUUCUAUGCUGUUGUCCGCUGUCGCUGCGCGCUCUCUAACAAAUUGAAGCGGACCGGUAGAGGCGUUUGGUGUGUGCACAGUUUCUGUGUAAUUUACGAGGUUUUAUUCUCAACCAAACAUGGUUGCGAAGCAGCGCAUGAGGAUACAGAAUGAGAAGGCGGGGAAGAACAUUACGUUGAGGGGCAACGUUCCAAAAUCAUUGAAACCUGCAGAAGACAAAUACCCUGUUGGACCCUGGCUCUUGGCUCUCUUCAUCUUUGUUGUUUGUGGAUCAGCCAUCUUCCAGAUCAUCCAGAGCAUCCGCAUGACGUAAUGCACUCUGUUCGGCGUGGGAAUCAUUCCAUCCUGCAAAACUGAAGUGUGUUCUCUUGUGUAUUUAUUCGGCCGCUCCGGACCACGUGUUAACGGUCGGCCGAGAUAUAUAUAUGGGUUUUAUUGCGAUAUGGUGGGAAGGUAAUUUGUGACGUUUCCGCUCGUGUGUAUUUUUUAUAACGAUGCACAAAUAAAAUGAAGCGCAGUUGGGAUGGACGCUGUGGGACCUGGCGACUCGGCACCGGCUCGGGGCGCGGCGCUCCGGCCGGUCCCACUUUCCUCUGACCUGUGGCGGUGCACAAUGUCGCGCCGCCGUGAUAUGGGGCCGCGCGGCCGGCGGCUACCGACCGCCACCUCAGAAAUAUACCACUGUUAAUAGAA
Molecule: messenger RNA, 704 nt
Organism: Amphibalanus amphitrite
Lineage: Eukaryota; Metazoa; Arthropoda; Thecostraca; Balanomorpha; Balanidae
Product: stress-associated endoplasmic reticulum protein 2-like
Exons: 3
Coding region: 130-324 (64 amino acids)
Biological process (GO): endoplasmic reticulum unfolded protein response
Cellular component (GO): endoplasmic reticulum
Source: RefSeq, a predicted model, not a curated record